GGUGAUAAGCGGCCGCGACUGUCCUUCGGUGAUGCUUUGGAGCGGCCGCGACUGUCCUUCGGUGAUGUUUUCUGUGGUAUCGCGGGGCGCGGUUCAGUCACUGGUAGUAACAUGAUACGGGUUGUUUUUGGUGAUUCAAGUGUUGGAGAACGUGACUGCGAAGAUGCAAUAUCACUUCCUUCUUCCGGGAUCACAGGUGGCAUUGGCCAUAUGCGCCAAUUGGCGGAAUACUGA
Molecule: messenger RNA, 234 nt
Organism: Gongylonema pulchrum
Lineage: Eukaryota; Metazoa; Nematoda; Chromadorea; Rhabditida; Gongylonematidae
Source: the annotation of a GenBank genome assembly